Molecule: messenger RNA, 1370 nt
Organism: Desarmillaria tabescens
Lineage: Eukaryota; Fungi; Basidiomycota; Agaricomycetes; Agaricales; Physalacriaceae
Product: other/BUB protein kinase
Exons: 3
Coding region: 108-1370 (420 amino acids)
Biological process (GO): mitotic spindle assembly checkpoint signaling; meiotic sister chromatid cohesion, centromeric
Cellular component (GO): nucleus
Molecular function (GO): protein kinase activity
Source: RefSeq, a predicted model, not a curated record
CUUCACGAUCAUGUGAUAUAUGUUUACCAGAAUUUCAAAUUCUUUCUCUUUCAUCACCGCCGCCGUCCUUCUUUCAACCUCUCACUCAUCCAGAGACUUGCUUCUCAAUGUCAACUCACGAAGAACCAAUUCAAGGACAAUUACCUGCAAUUGUAGACUGCGACCUGCUUGAGGCUGCCAAGGAGAAUGUCCAGCCUCUUGCCACUGGCCGUCGAGUAACAGCGCUGUCGUCGAUAUUGUCCACCCCACACGCACACAGAGAAUCGAAGCUCUCGGCAACCAGAAACAGACUCCGGAUCAAUGUCGAAAUUGCUAUGGAAGAUGAAGAUGACGAUCCUUUGGAGGCCUAUUGCAGACUGGUUUAUUGGACAGUUGAGAACUAUCCCCAAGGCCAUAAUGCGGAGUCUGGCCUUCUGGAGCUUCUCGAAGAGGCAACGAGGGUUCUCAAAGAUAAUAGGGAUGGGAGAUGGAGGGGCGAAAUGCGCUAUCUCAAGCUGUGGCUGCUCUACGCGAGCUACGUCGAGAGACCCACCAUCAUUUAUCGUUUUCUGAUCGCAAACGAUAUUGGAAUCGAUUUCUCUUUGCUGUAUGAAGAGUAUGCUGCGGUCUUGGAGCGCGAUGGAAGGAGGAAAGAAGCAGACGAUAUUUACAGACUGGGGAUUGCGAGACGAGCGUCGCCACUGGAUCACCUCAAGGCCAGACACGUUGAUUUCGAAAAACGGAUGAUGUGCGCGUCACCCAUUGUAGUCCCCGAGACGGCUUCUUCGUUACCCUCUCGCCGGCCAGCUCUGGCUGCUACUGUAGACCGUACAGGCCCCGUCGUCGCCAGACCCAUGGCUCAAUUGCAUUCUACCAAUGCUUCCACAUCCAACGCCCCUCUCCAGGUCUUCGUAGACCCAACAGGCUCAGAAUCUCGGCCAUCGCUAAUGGAACAGAACGCGUGGCCAGAUAUUGGUACACGUAAAACCAGGAUCAAGGAGAAUAUUCCGCAGACCAAGGAGAUGGUGGGCUCGACUGUUAAACAGUCCAAGAGGAUAGUAUCUUCGUCAGGUCCUCGUAUCGUUCCAUUCGUGGACCCUGCCGAGAGCGCGGCUACACCUGCAUCGAAGAAACGACACGCUUCGCAGAGCCAUAUUGUGCCCUUUGUUGAUGACUCAAAAGAAGCUAAGGAGGACGUUCCACCGACUCCCAAGUUUACACCUUUUAGAGACGAGGAUGCGUCCGUGACGUCGCCUACAGUUCCGGCCGAGUCUGUCAUGCAGAUUAAGACGCCGGCUUCAGCUUCGACUGCUAAUUCUGAAGCGGAGGCAUUGAGGAAAGAUCCCUUGAAGAACUACGGGGAUCAUGGCAUUGGUUUUGAUGAUCCCUAG